GCCCCUUUGCAGGGAUCUGGAAAGUUAUUCGUGCCUAUAGCCGGGGCAGAGCUCGGGGUGGCUGGCUGGCUGGCUGCGGAGCGCUGUAGGAGAGCCCCCGGAGCGCACACGGGACCCCCCCAGUGCAUUGCGCAGUGUGGGGGGGCACUGGGCGGGGCUAAAGUUCAGCUCAUGGAGCCGCACAGCGCUGGCUGCACUUUGCAGAGUUGGAAAUGUAAAAGCCAGAAGCCAGCUUGACAGUUUUUUUUCCCUCUCUCUCUCCCUCUCUCUUUCUGUCUCUCUCCCUUUUUCCCUUUUUUUCCCCCCAAACACCUCCAAACCACCAAAAAAUCCCCCCCUACAAUUCUGCCCUCACAUCCAGCAGGCAUGUACUCUCCGCUCUGUCUGACCCAGGAUGAGUUCCAUCCCUUCAUUGAAGCACUUCUGCCGCAUGUCCGAGCCUUUGCCUAUACGUGGUUCAACCUGCAAGCCAGGAAGCGAAAAUACUUCAAAAAACACGAAAAGCGCAUGUCGAAGGAGGAAGAAAGGGCAGUGAAGGACGAGCUGCUGAGCGAAAAGCCGGAGGUCAAACAGAAAUGGGCGUCCAGGCUCCUGGCGAAGCUGAGGAAAGAUAUCAGGCCCGAGUACCGAGAGGAUUUUGUACUCACCGUUACAGGGAAAAAACCCGCGUGUUGCGUUUUGUCCAACCCCGACCAGAAAGGCAAGAUGAGAAGAAUCGACUGCCUCCGCCAGGCGGACAAAGUAUGGAGGCUGGACCUUGUAAUGGUGAUUUUAUUUAAAGGUAUUCCACUCGAAAGUACUGAUGGCGAACGACUCGUAAAGUCCCCUCAGUGCUCGAACCCCGGGCUUUGCGUUCAACCGCAUCACAUAGGAGUUUCCGUCAAGGAACUUGACCUGUAUUUGGCAUACUACGUGCACUCAGCAGAUUCAAGUCAGUCAGACAGUCCUAGUCAGCCGAGUGAGGCCGAUAUAAAGGACGAGCCGGCAAACGGACAUUCGGGAUUCCAAGACAGUUUUGUCACGUCAGGUGUGUUCAGUGUCACGGAGCUUGUCAGAGUAUCGCAGACACCCAUAGCCGCUGGGACGGGUCCCAAUUUCCCCAUUUCGGAGUUGGAUAGUUCUACAUAUUACAGUAUGAGCCCAGGAGCGAUGAGACGGUCGCUCCCCAGCACCUCAUCUACCAGUUCCACAAAGCGACUGAAGUCCGUGGAAGACGAGAUGGACAGCCCCGGGGAAGAGCCGUUCUACACGAACCAGGGCCGCUCCCCGGGCAGCGGCAGUCAGACCGGCGGAUGGCACGAUGUGGAACCAGGAAUGCCAUCGCCUACCACAUUAAAGAAGGCAGAGAAGUCUGGUUUCAGCAGCCCCUCUCCUUCGCAGACCUCUUCCCUUGGAACAGCAUUUACACAGCACCAUCGAGCUGUCAUUACGGGACCCAGAGCGAGUCCACACGCUCCUCCAUCCACCCUUCACUUUCCGACGUCGCCCAUUAUCCAGCAGCCCGGGCCGUACUUCUCUCACCCAGCCAUCCGCUAUCACCCGCAGGAGACUCUGAAAGAGUUUGUCCAACUUGUGUGCCCUGACGCUGGUCAGCAGGCUGGACAGGUGGGGUUCCUAAACCCCAACGGUAGCAGCCAAGGCAAAGUGCACAAUCCAUUCCUCCCUGCUCCCAUGUUGCCACCGCCGCCUCCGCCUCCGAUGGCAAGGCCUGUACCGCUGCCAGUGCAGGACACAAAGCCUCCGACGUCUACGUCCACCGAUGGAGGAUCCGCCUCUCCCACGUCACCGACCUACUCAACGCCCAGCACUUCCCCUGCAAACAGAUUCGUCAGCGUUGGACCGCGGGAUCCAAGCUUUGUAAAUAUCCCACAACAGACACAGUCCUGGUACCUGGGAUAAAAAAAAAAAAUCGCAGUUUCCCAUCAACCACCUGACAGACCACCGGCGCCUUCCCGUCUCUGUAACAAAGUAGCAAAGUCGCUUCAACACGGCGCGUUUACUUCAAGACAUCGGAAGGGGAAAACAAAGUCAGCAAACAGCAAACCUUCAGAAAAAAAACAAACAAAAUUCUUACGAGGUCGCAUGGCAAUGACCAUAAAUAUUUAGCCUUAUUUUAUUUGAUUUUUUUUUUCUAAUUAUUAUUUUUUUUCUCAACUUGGGGACAGAGGAAAAUUCUCCUUCUUGGACGGAAAAAGUUGGGCUUGCAUCAUUUGACUUGUUUCAUUGGUAGAAAAUGCAUUAGGUGAUGCUGUGUAGCCUUAGUCUGAGGUUAUAUACCGACGUGCUCUAAGACACUUUCCUAAUGAAGCCCACAUUUUUUCUCGAGAUGCUUCAAAAAACGUUGUUGAAGGGGAGGCCCCUUAUGGAAAAAAAAAAACAAUAGCGAGAAAAUUUUUUACAAAAUUUCAAGCACUCUUAAACUUGCAAAUUUACGUAUUUUACGUAAACCGGGAGCCGAUAUUUUCACAUGAGCCUCAAUUUUUUUUUUCUGGCGGCGACAUAUUUUUUUCAUCUAUUUUUUUUUUCAUUUUUUUGGUAAAAGAGGAAUUUAAUUCCUGCAAGUUCUUCCCAGAAAAAGAAUCUCAAAACUAUAGAGAUAUCAGUUGAACGAUUAAGAGGCAGAGAUACAUCGCCGACAUCCUCCAUGUUUUCUCGUAUAUAUGCAGAAUACUGAUUGACAAGAAAUGGUUAAAAAAAAAAAACACACACACAAGAAUGUGUUACAACAACUAGGACAAACAGCACUUUUAAAAAAAAAAAAAAAAAAUUAAUUUUUUUUUCCCCCAAAGUGUUUUUUUUAUAUUUCACGCCCCCCUUUGGAAGUGAUUUUUUUUUGUUGACAAGAUGACACUAGGAAGUUUUGUGAUGCUUGACAUAUCGAAUUCAAAAUGGACGCCCUUCCUCUCUGACACGGAGUAGCCAUAUUCAUGAUCGGGAAACGGUUAACAAUCGAGUCACAGAGCAAAAAAAAACUGCUACUGUUAAAAAUGUUAAAAAAAAAAAAUGCUGCACUUAUAAAUAAGCUUUUUUUUUGUCUGAAACAAAUUUUCAACAAUUCAGCAGAAACACAGCGAUGAUGGGAGGAUGGUCUGUUUUGACAGAAACUGACGGAAACAAUCGUACUUGGAUUGAGUAAAGUGCAAUUUCAUUGGAUAGGUAAAUAUCUUUGUAAGAUAGAGAUUGUUGAAAAUUCUAUUUUUUUUUUUUCUUUUCAAGUCCUGUCACCCCAGGACUCUAAAUUACGGGGUUAAAAAAAAAAAAACAGCCUUGCAAAAGAAAGGGGAGCUAUUUUUGCUUUUUAUGUUUUUUAUUGUUAAACGUGUAUCCCUUAAAAACAAGGAAAAUGUAAAAAAAAAAAAAAAAAAAAAAUUAUAUAUAUAUAUAAAACAUUAUGGUGCUUUUACCACAAUAUGUUAACUACAUUAAAUGCUAAGUAAUCAUUUUUUUUUUCUGUUAUCAAAGCACAUAACUAAAAUUGAAAUCAUAUUAUCGAUUAAUUUUAUAAGCUAAAGUCACUAUUAGUGGAAUAUGCCAAUUCAGACAAUUGCUACUUUUCCAGACGCAUAGGAUUUCGCCAGGCUUGCCGUCACCUUUAGGACUGUCCGGCUGACACCCACGAAAUGUUCAAAUAUUUUUUAAAUUUAAAAUUUAAAAUACGUGCGUCUUGGACGAAAGACACGCGGUGAUCUGGGGUUUAAGCACUUGCUGAACAAAAUACAAUUGGAUCGUAACCUUUGUGUAUUUUACGUACCUAUAAAAAAAAAAAUGUUAAAAAAUAACAAAAAAAUAACAAAAGGUUAAAAAAACAAACCCACAGGAAAUAAACUAAAAUACGAGUGAUUUUUUUUUUUUCUUCCAGACGGCGGAGCGUUUCUUUGCUUCGCAUGCAACUUCAAGAAAGGUUCCUAUACUAUAUAUAUAUAUAUUAUAUACUUUCUGUUUGGAUGGUCUGCCAAUCAGGAGAAAAUGUUUCUGCAUGUUCUAGCUGUAGUUACUGAUUUUUAUAUACUUAAAGUAGAAUAAGUAAAGUGCAUUAAGACAAAACAUUUUAAUCCCUAUUCCAGGCACCUGCCUUUUUACCCCACUAUGCUACCAGUAUAGCAUCAGCUUGCCCUUAAGGUAGCCAAAAAGUUAUACUAUGUUCGGCCCCCUAAAAGGGCUUUUGCUACUGUCCUAUACAAUCAAAUAAAUGAUAUUGUUGGGAAGACAAUUUGUUCCUCAUCUUUUAUUUUCGGAUUUUUUUUAAAUUUUUUUCUUUUUUAUUGCUUUUAAUAUUUUUUUUUCUGUUCUUCUUAACACUUUUUGGGCGCUGGGGGUAGGAGGGCAUAUAUAACGUCAUAGCGCCACCCCACCCUCCCCCAAUUCCCAAAUGUUUUAAUUUGCACGCAAAUGAAUAAAAUUCCAUAUUAAUGUGCCUUGCCCUGGAUAGCGAUUAUUUGUGGAAUUAUUGCACAUGUUCCUAUAUUAUAUAGAUAGCAGGGGAUAGGGUUCUUCCCCGUUCACUCAUUAUAAAAAAAACAAACACUUAUUUUGUUUUUCUCGUAAAAUUUUUACCUAUCGUCCGACAUUGCAGGCUUCACCGUGUAGGUAAAUAUUUUAGUUGUAUCCCACCAAUAGCCGUAGCGUGUUAAGUCUUGUAGUGUCUGUGCUGUUAUGCGUAGGAGAUCAGUAUUUUGGGGAAAUUUUUUGCUGCAUCGUGAAAUUUGAUUUUCAGUCUUCCUUUAAUAUUUUUUUUAUUUUUUUUUUCCCUGAUCAAUGAAAAUAUGCAAUACCUGCUUUUAUUGUGUAGCUAAAGCUUAGCGAAUUAUUAGAUUUAUUUUAUUGUUUUUUUUUUUUUAUUAUUAUUUUUUUUUUUUAUUUUGACCAAAGUUGGUGCUGCACUUGACGCAGUGUUGUUAGGUAUUAAGUCAUGUGACUUUGUGACUACGAAUGCACAUGCAGGACGAGGCCUCUUAGAAAUGCAGUUAGACUGUGAAAACACUAAGCUUGAGCCUGCUUUGAGCAAAUUUUUUUUUUUUUUUGUGUUACAACUGUUCCUAUCACAAACAAGCCUUAAAAACAAAAAAAAACAAAAAAACAUUUCCUUCGAAUUCCCACACCCCAUUUUUUAUUAGCAAGAGCGCAAUCAACUCACAUUCAACAGAAAGAGGUUACCAUGCCCAUUUUUAUAUGCACGUUUUUAAACUUCCAAGUUCUGGAGAAAAAGAAAAAAAAAGAAAAACGUAAAUUGUUUACUGGUUCUAUUUAAGAAGAAAAAAAAUAAUGUUUUUGGAUUUUUUCAUAUGUGUCUAAUACGUGGUGGAGUAGCUGUAACGUGUGAUUGUUUGUGAAUGUUGUCCAACUCCAGUUGUAGCUAUAGCGCCCCCUACCUUAUUUUUUUUUUUUUAGCACUUAGCUGGGCAUUACCUUUUUGACAUAUGUGCACUAACAGCUGCUUGCAGUGCUUCACAGUGAAGGGAAACGAAAGACAGCCAUGUUGUCAGGGCCUUGCCUUAACUCAAGGCGAUACCAGUAAAUUGGUUGUAUAUACAAUACACAUGCACCCUUUUAUAAACCAUACAAAACAAGCAAUAGUUUGGGCAGUUUUUUUUUUUUAUUUAUUUUUUUAUUUUUAUUUUUUUUUAUUUUUUUUUUAUUUUUUUUAAAUUUUAGCGAGUGUGUUUUCAACACGGCUGCAAUCAGAAAGAACACACUGCCCACUCAGACAUAUAAUUUGUACGUUGUAUAGUUUUAAUGAUUACACUGAUUUAACCUACCCAAUUUUAUAAUGCAAGACUUUUGUAAUGUUGUUGAAAUGCGGAAAAAAAUAUUGCUGUUGAUUUAGCUUAGCGGAAGUUCAGGUUGUUAACCUAAAAUUUUAUCUUUUUUUUUUUAAACAUUUUUUAUUAAUAAUUUUCGAACCUGUCUUUGGGAACUGGAUUAAAGUUAAAACUCUCCCGUUUCCUUGUUGUGUGUAUUUACCCACGGUCAUUUUUUUAUCUUUUUUUUUCUGUUAGGGGUUUAGCAGUUCCUGUACUUGUAAAGUAUAGCUCACUGAAUAUCUGUUGUAAAUGGAUAUUACUGGUGAUUUCGCACUAAGUUUUAUGGGUUCCGAACGAACUUACAGAUAAAAAAAAAAAGGGCAAUUAUUUUAACUAGGAAGGCCUGUUAAACAUAAAACACGUAUUCAAUGACAUUUACCCCAGGAGAACAUGUAUAUCGCUAAUAUUUUGGUUUAAAGAACAAACAUAGAUUUCAUUGAAAAAAAUUUGAAAUUAUUUGACAAACCUUCAGUGCAUGCUGGGUGUGCAGCUUCAGAUCAGCUCCA
Molecule: messenger RNA, 6307 nt
Organism: Spea bombifrons (plains spadefoot toad)
Lineage: Eukaryota; Metazoa; Chordata; Amphibia; Anura; Pelobatidae
Gene: NFIA
Product: nuclear factor I A
Exons: 11
Coding region: 367-1899 (510 amino acids)
Biological process (GO): regulation of transcription by RNA polymerase II
Cellular component (GO): nucleus
Molecular function (GO): RNA polymerase II cis-regulatory region sequence-specific DNA binding; DNA-binding transcription factor activity, RNA polymerase II-specific
Source: RefSeq, a predicted model, not a curated record